Molecule: messenger RNA, 1189 nt
Organism: Drosophila grimshawi
Lineage: Eukaryota; Metazoa; Arthropoda; Insecta; Diptera; Drosophilidae
Product: homeobox protein unc-42
Exons: 6
Coding region: 28-1098 (356 amino acids)
Biological process (GO): regulation of transcription by RNA polymerase II
Molecular function (GO): RNA polymerase II transcription regulatory region sequence-specific DNA binding; DNA-binding transcription factor activity, RNA polymerase II-specific
Source: RefSeq, a predicted model, not a curated record
GCUUGCGGGCAGGCGGGCAAACUGAGCAUGGACGAGCUGCGUCCGAAUCUGGUUGGUGGGCUGUUGGGGCUGCAGCAGGCCGGGCUGCUCGAGGAUCAUGCGAACAGCAUGCAGCACGGCGGCGUCGCCCAGGACACCAAGUUCAUGUCGUUCCAGGAUAAUCGCCUAAUGGGCAUCAGCGGCUCCCACGAGAAUCGUCUGCUCAGCUUGGCCUCGUCCGUCCAGGACACUCGCUCGCCGAUCACCACGCUGGACAAGUCAUCAUCUUCGUCGCUCAACCAUCAGCGCAAGUGCAGCAGCACACCCGAGGAUUUCAGCGCCCUCUAUUCCGGCCUGCCCACGCCGGGAAUGGACUCAUCCUCGCACCAUCACACUCCGGCCCACACACCCCCCUCGCGUCUCUCCGAUCACACCAUUUCGGCUGAAGGAGCAUUCAAGAAGUUGAAGCCGGAACCCAACAGCGGGUUGUCAACGGUUUCCGCCGGCAUCACAUCGCCCGGAAGUGGACUAUCCUCGCUGAGUCAGCACGCCGGCCACACCCCAACCACAGCAUCCUGCCCAACGCCAGCCCGACGAAGACAUCGAACCACAUUCACACAGGAACAAUUAGCGGAACUAGAAGCUGCAUUCGCCAAAUCGCAUUAUCCGGAUAUUUACUGUCGCGAGGAGUUGGCGCGCACGACGAAGCUGAACGAGGCGAGGAUUCAAGUUUGGUUUCAGAAUCGACGAGCCAAAUACCGCAAGCAGGAGAAGCAGCUGCAAAAGGCAUUGGCACCAUCUGUGAUCCCGUCGUGCAACGGCAUGAUGCGGAACAUUCAAGGCUACAGCGUGUCCCGUGGCUAUCAGCCCUAUCCACACCACAACACCAUGAAUCGCUAUCCACAGGAUCUCUUCCAAAUGGGCGCCUCCUCAUAUCCUGGCAUGACGCAGCCAUUCUCAAUGGCGCACAGCACGAAUAUGGGCUCCGUGGGCGUGCGUCAAGACUCGAUGGGCAUGUCACCGGAGGAUGAAUGGUAUAAUAAAAGCCUAUCCGCAUUGCGCAUGAAUAGCUCGCAUCAUCCGAACUUAUCGGCACCGAUGCUGCAAUACCAAACAUAAUCAAAAACCUUUGACGACUUCUUUUAAAAGAUCACAAUUCAAUCUGGCAACUUUGGAGUGCGAUCUUUUAGGAGCGAGUGCGUCAAAUGGG